Clunio marinus is the source of this 231-nucleotide messenger RNA. The record is from the annotation of a GenBank genome assembly. NCBI's taxonomy places the organism in Eukaryota, Metazoa, Arthropoda, Insecta, Diptera, Chironomidae.
AUGGAAACCACGCAAGAUGCUGUCGUUAAUGCUGCUGAUGAUGCAUCACUCACACAGUUGAACAUUUUCGCUUAUCUUCAACGCGUAACGUCGUUCAGAAGUGUUGGAAUCAGAAACAUUUUAAUUCCUUCAUUUGCUCUUUUUGCCCUCGAAAAUCAAGAAGAAAGAAGCCAAAAAAACCAAAAACAAAAAAAAUUAUCGUCGACGGGCAGCACAGCACCAGCCAAAUGA